Moneuplotes crassus is the source of this 2152-nucleotide messenger RNA. Lineage: Eukaryota; Ciliophora; Spirotrichea; Euplotida; Euplotidae. The record is from the annotation of a GenBank genome assembly.
UUUUUAUUUGUGUUUUUACUAGUGCCAAUGUUGGUGGCAUACCCUCAUGUUCCUCCAUUUGUUAUCAGUAAUGAGGGAUAUUAUGGAGAUGAUCCUAAGAAGUGAUCUGAUGCUUUAACAGAUACUUUACUCAGCUUGGAGGAUCUUGGAGCUGCCUUUUAUGUCCUAUCGACGGGAAAGUAUCUGAAUAAUUGGGGAGCUUAUGGUACUUGUCUUGGACAAGUCAAGGGAGGAGCUUAUUGGAUGGUCACUGUUACUGGGCCACCCAAAGCUAACGAAAAUGGAGCUAAUUUGACUUUCUAUACAGGUCUCUGAGUUCCUAUUGAUUGUACAGAAAACGAUAUGCUCGAGCUUCAAAGUUUAUUUGAAGGAGCUGCUGAUUUUAACGAUGUCCAAUCACCACAUAUUUCCUAUUUCUCAGUAACUGAUUAUGUUGAGGAAAGACAAUCUUCAGCAAGUGUUGGAGAAAUUUUUGGAUGGCUUAUUAUUUUGGGAUUCGGAUUUUUAAUUUUAGUUGGAACUCUUAUCCAAUGCACAAAAUUAUGUGAUAAACCUAACAUCAGAGUCAAGAAAAGCUCUCACGAAGCCAUUGAGCACAGCGAAAGUUCUUAUAACUCUUUAAUAAACGAAGGAGAAAUAGACCCUAAUGAGAUAACUAAAGAGUUUAACCAUGAUGUUUCUGUUCUAUACCGAAAGAAGCCUCUUGCAGUUAUAUUCCUUGCCUUCUCGGCUAUUAGGAAUUCAAGCAAGCUGGUGUUCUCCCAGAAAAAUGCUCAAGUGGAUCCAAAGCUUAUCUCAAACGAAGAGAGGACACUGCGCCUCUUUAGUGGAUUGAGGUUCUAUUGUAUGCUUUGGAUACUCUAUGCUAAUACUAUUGCCCUGACAGAAUGGGGUGUAGUGGAAAAUAUCAAGGACAAGCCUAACUUCUUCAAGAAUUUCUUCUUUACAGUAUUCCCUGCAGCUUUCUUUGCAGCUGAUGUCUUCUUCUUUAUCUCUGGAUUCUUAGCGAUUUACUCCAUCCUUAAGCUUAAGAAUUAUACUUAUGUUACAGCAUUUUAUCAAUAUGGAAGAAGAUUAUUUAGGUUGAUUCCUAUGAUUGCUUUCGUUAUGAUUGUGUCUAAAUUCGUCAUCUCAAGAUUUGUAGAAGGACCAAUGUGCCAAAGAUACAACGAAGAAUUUGAUGACUGCGGUAAAUACUUCUGGACUAAUCUACUCAUGGUGAACAACUUCUAUCCUGCUCAUUUGGAAAGCCGCUGCAUGUCAUGGACUUGGUUCGCUUCAGUAGAUUUCCAAAUGUUCUUACUUGUCCCAUUGCUCGGAAUUAUUUUUAGGAUGAACAAGUUCAUUGGAUAUGUUUGCACUCUUUUCCUAAUUGGACUUGGGGUAUUCCUUACUGCCUUGUUGAAUGGGUUGUCUUCUUCAACCGGAGCUAAUCCUUAUCUUGAUACUGAAUUUUUCACUGAUCUUUACAUUAAGCCUUGGGCAAGAGGAGUCCCCUAUUUUAUCGGAGUUUACUUUGGAAGCAGAUUCUUCUACUAUUCCAGAAAUGUUGAUGAAAAUAUUUUCUUUAACAAGAUUAAAUAUAACCCAUACAUCAGAGCUGUAAUGUAUCUGGCUUCAUUCUGCUUGACAUUCACAACAGUGUUUGUACUUUUUAGCUAUACUAAAGAUUAUGGGUCAAACUGGUCUGUAGCAGGCCAAGUUAUCUAUGCAACUAUUUCUCCAGUUUCAUUCAUUGCUGGAGUCACAUGUUUGAUCCUUCCAGCUUUAUUAGGAAAAGCAAAGUUGAUCAGAUUUUUGUUAGUUGGUCCAGUACUUAACUUACUAGGAAGAACUACCUAUGUUGUUGCUCUCGCUCACCCAGUUUUGAUGCUAGGAAUUUAUACUACAGUCGGACAACAGAUAUACGUAGAGUCCUACAAAAUGUUCACUCUAUUUGUUGGGCAUUCUUUCCUGAUCUAUGUUCUAAGUAUUGCUCUUAACAUUCUAAUUGAGCUUCCAGCAAGAGGAGUGGAAGCUAUCUGGCAUGACAGAUACUAUGCUACUCAGAUGGUGAAUGAGUACAUCGACGAAAGAGACAAUUCUCAGAAGAAGCAUGCUAAGGAAGAGAUUAAAACUUCAGAUCAAUAAUUGUUUCAAUAACUUAUUGUUA